Molecule: messenger RNA, 609 nt
Organism: Sorex fumeus (smoky shrew)
Lineage: Eukaryota; Metazoa; Chordata; Mammalia; Eulipotyphla; Soricidae
Product: histone H3.1-like
Exons: 3
Coding region: 1-609 (202 amino acids)
Cellular component (GO): nucleosome
Molecular function (GO): structural constituent of chromatin; DNA binding; protein heterodimerization activity
Source: RefSeq, a predicted model, not a curated record
AUGAUAGAUUUUAACAGGGAGAAGUUGGAAGAAGAGCAUCAGGUUCUUGCUGUGAAUGAUGUACCUUCAAAGGAGUGUAGCAGCAUCCCCAGGCAGAAGCAUGUUGGUGGAAGAAGAGGAAUUAUUCCUCUUACUCUGUUUUUAUCCUUCAUGGAGGAUGUUCGCCUGGAUCUCAUCUGGGUGGGCUUGAGUCUCCUUCAGGGAAGGAGUUGGGAAGAACGAGAGGGCUGUACUAAGCAGACGGCACGCAAGUCAAUGGGUGGGAAGGCGCCCUGUAAGCAGCUGGCCACCAAGGCAGUUCAAAAGAGUGUGCCAGCCUCGGGCAGUGUGAAGAAGACACACCGCUACCAGCCUGACACCAUGGCGCUGCGCGAGAUCUGCUGCUACCAGAGGUCCACCGAGCUGCUCAUCCACAAGCUGCCGUUCAAGCGGCUGAUGCAUGAGAUUGCGCAGGACUUCAAGACUGACCUGCGCUCCCAGAGCUUGGCUGUUGUGGCACUGCAGGAGGCGUGCAAGGCCUACCUGGUGGGGCUCUUCGAGGACAGCAACCUCUGUGCAUUCCCCGCCAAACGCAUCACCAUUAUGCCCAAUGUCAUCCAGCUGGCGUGA